Nematocida parisii ERTm1 is the source of this 1341-nucleotide messenger RNA. RefSeq lists its product as uncharacterized. Gene Ontology annotation, molecular function: RNA binding. The record is from RefSeq and is a predicted model, not a curated record. The coding region runs from base 1 to 1341 and encodes 446 amino acids. The transcript has a single exon. Lineage: Eukaryota; Fungi; Microsporidia.
AUGCAUGAGAGACUGUUAGUAGAUUCUGUGUUUGCAGCUGAAAUCUGUAAUGUACCACUAGCCAAAAGUAGAAAUAGCAAAUUUUACACGAGAAUUUUCAUGGAGUAUUUUAAAAGAGUGCGGACGACUGAGCUGGAUGGAUUGCCAUGGAAUGAAAAACAAGAAGUGUCGGAGAAGGUUGUUGGGAUUAUAAGGAAUAACGUAAACGAGAUAAUGCAAAUUAACAGCCAAGCAAAGAAGCUAGAACUAUUUAUACGGUAUUUAUCAGUGGAUGCAUUGUCUGAUUUAGUAGAGAAAGUGAGUGUUGUAGAUGUUCAUAAUAAGAAUAUAACGUAUGUACUUGAGACAAUACUAAAAAAAAUAGAACAGCAGAAGACACUCACUGAGUCGUGCACAAAUCUGCUCGUAAGCAUUAGCAAUGGUAUACAGAAGAACAUAAUGAAAUCAUUUAAAAGCAAGGGAACUAACCAUAUAAUUAGAGUACUCUUGCGUAUUAAGUACAAUGUAGAGGGAUUGAUUGAUUCAAUUAAAAAAGUGCCAAUUGAAUAUAUUCUGGAAGACUCAACAAGAACAGCAACAUUUGUUGAGUACUUGUCAUACACGAGUGAUGAAGAGAAGAGUAAAAUAGUAAAACAUUUACUUAGCAUUUUAACAGUAGAUCAUCUUAAAGGGUACACUUCAUUUUUGUAUGAGAAGGUUUGUAAGUUAUCAGACGAUGCACAGCUAGACCAGAUAUUCCUUGUUAUUAAACCAGCUGUGUUAGAGUUAUGCCGUGAUGAGGUUGGUAACUAUUUCAUGCAAACAUUUAUAUCUGUGUACGACCCAGCGAAGGUGUACAAGAUACUAAAGCCAGACAUCCACGGCUUUAAUACGAACAAUAAUGUUGUACAGACUCUUCUAAAAAGGGCAUCUGAUAUGGGAUGCACAGAUAUUUUAGAGAGUGCCAUCAAAAGAUUAUUUACAAUUGAUACUAUUAUGCACACGCUUCUGUUUCACAAGACAGGAGGGUUUGACUCAAAGUCGUAUAAGCUAGCUAUAAAACUUAUGUGCGCAAAAACAAAGUAUCAGAAUGCACUUCAGAUGCAGUGUGUAGCACUUUAUGAGAGAUACUGGUUAUUUAACAAAGUAGGACAGGAGAUAAUUAUAUCCCUUCUAAGGUACACUAAUAUAUCAAGUGAAGUAAUUACUCUGCUUACCAGUACAAUGACAAAGGAAUUUAUAGGAAUACAUGAGAGUAAAGGAGGAAGUGCACUAUUAGAUGCGAUUUAUGCAGUGGCCGACAGAGACACAAGAAGAAAAAUUGCAAUGGUAAGAAAGCGCAGCCAUUCCUGCUUUGAGUAG